AUGGCGGCAGGUGGCGUGGUAGAGGCUGAUGUGGAUCUGCCCCACCGUCGAGUGACCUUCUCUACGGCCAAUCAGGCGCAGGAUCUGCAGGACGCAUCCCAGCACAGCUAUUACGACAGCGGCUUGGAGGAGUCGGAGACCCCCAGCUCCAAGUCAUCGUCGGGGCCGCGGAUCGGGCCUCUGGCUCUGCCGGAGGACCACUACGAGCGGACCACACCUGACGGCAGCAUCGGCGAGAUGGAGCACCCGGAGAACGAUCUCAGGCCUCUUCCCGACGUGGCAAUGACCGGUAAAUGCACCCGGGAGUGCACCGAGUUUGGCCACUCUGACUCCUGCUGGAUGCCCGGCCAGCCUUCUCCCAACCGCAAGGUAUCCAAGAAUGCCCCCAAGCUCUCCACCUUCGUGCCUUACCAAGAGAUGGACGGGCAGGAGCAGCUGAUGGCCAACGGCAGCCCCAAGCCCCUGCCGAUGGAGGAGCGUGGACCAGGUGGCGGCGGCGGUGGCAGCAGCUCCAAAGUGGCCAACAUGCGUUUCAUGACACCCUACAGCAGUGCCUACCCCAGUGGCGGAGAUUCAUCCAGUAAAGACUGUGGGAUGGAGGAGAUCCCACUGAGCCAGGCGGUGGAGUACCACUCAGCUACCACUCCAACCGGCCAAACCUCCAAGAGGGAGAUCUACCUGUGAGGGCACAGCUCUCCACCUUAAAACCCACACUCAUCGCCCAGCGCUCCCCACCGUGCCCGUCGCUGCUCGCCACCACCUGUCGCGCCCCCUCACAGCUGCCCCCUGUGCCUAUAACUUGCUGUGCCACAGCACCUACUCCCCCUUUUACCUUUUUUAUAAAUGCAUCUACCUACAAGGCUUUAGCCCCCUCCACCUCUGCCCACAGACACCCCCACCCCCUGCAAAAACCAAUCACAUGUAAAAUAGAAGAAAUUCAAAUCAAUUAAUGAAAAUGCGGCUUGAGCUGCUUUGGAAGGAAUGUAAACUACACCACAUUGUUGUGAUAAUUUAAAUGGGAAACUAUUUAGCUACUCACGUUUUUCAGCUGGAUUUUUUGUGUUGCUUUAGCUUUGUUGCUGUGUGGGACCAGAAAACGAAAAAAAAAAACCCAAACCUUCCGGGGGGUGAAGGGAAACAACUUCUUGUAAAUCCUACUUAAGUAUACUGUGUAUUGCUAUCUAUCCUCAUUUUCUUUUUUUGGAUUUACUUUUCUUUUUAGUUUUUCUCUGUCACCUUCGAAGACACAGGGAAAUACUACGUUUUUAAGCCAAGUUGCAUCAAAUCAACUGGCUUGUUUUUGUCAGGAGCAGCUCAUCGUUAACGUGAGACGUUUGUAGAAAGACAGCUGUUUUCCAAACUCGAGAUAUUUAGGGUUUUUUUUCUUUAUUUUGCUGUGGAGAAUCUUUUUUUUCAUUGUACAGGCUGUAAAUAUUACAAACAGUGACAGUGGAAACUGCUGUGGCAGAGCGGAUCCGUGGCCGUUAAUCUUUCUGCAGCUCUUCAUGUAACACUGGACUGCGGUUGCAUGUAGAGAGAAAUGAUGCCGUGGCAUUCGCCGUCACACUGCAGGAACCUGGACUCUUGAGCAUCACCAACGGUGCCGAGUUACAAACACAAGACUUUUUAAUCAUUUUUCCUCUGCUGUCUAACACUGGAACACGGUGGAAUUUACGUUAACGAGGAAGCAGAAACAUUAGAGGCGCACCGAUACAACUUCAUACAGAACCGAAGGAAACCUAAGUGCUUCUUUCAGAGUCUCAGAAUCUAAGAAGCGAUUAUAUUAUUCAUGCUGUUGUCAGUAGUAUACCAUAAUAUGAUAAACUUAAACAUGAAUGUUACAGAAGGGUAUCCAAAAAUAGUCAAAUGGUGGUUUUCUUGCAUCAAACUGAUCGUUUUUCUUUCUGGCAUCGAAUUAUCUUCCACCUGUGUUAUGAUACAUUCACAUGUGAGAGACCUAAAAGUUUAAAGUGCUCAGCUUAAGGCAACAUUGUUCAUCAUAAAAAAGAAAUGAUUACUCUGUCAAAAAAUCCAUUUAUUGUGCAGUUUCUGAAUACGGAUUGAUUAUGAGCAUUUGCAUUAAUGAAGCCGAAAAGGUAAAAAAAAAAAAAAAAAAAAGCUUUUCAGAUCAGUUAGAGUUUCGGCUUCUCCAGUCUGAAGACUUCCUGCUUUUCUGUAUAUCAUUCUGAACUUGAGUGAGUAGCUUUUAGUUUGUCCAGUGGCUCCAGAUCUCACAGAUCUUUUGAGAUUAAAAUUUUUAAUCCAGUUGAUCCCAAUAAACAACUCAAUAAAGUGUUAAUGAAGAAUCAUCACAGCUGUAGCUCUAGUCCAUGACAGCCUGGAAGCUUUUUUUUCAGACUCAAUAAAAACGUUUGUCUUGUGACAUCACAGGAAAGGUUUGGAAGGAAUUCAAAUACCAGGGUUCACACUCCAGGGAGCAGAGCGGGAUCCGUGCAUUGCAAUCUGUGGAUCUCAAAAUUUCUGAUGCUUUGCAUCAUCCCCAAAGAACAUGAAUGUUCAGGCAUUAUUUCAUAAAAAUCUUCUUGUAGUUGUGAAUCAAAUCAUAAUCAUCUUUGAGAUUCAGCCUCUGAAGAGCAUGAAUAUCCACAGGGAGUGUAAUAUUGCUCUGUUUGCUACCACUUUAGGGUCAAAGUCACUGCCUACAAUAAGUACUACAUGAGUAUCUGUAUUCAUGCAGUCAGUGUCUACUAUUAUCACCAUGCCUGCUUGCAACUACAUGACACCAAGGUCGUUGCUGACCAUUGUCCAAAGCAGAGUUGUGACUAGACUACAUUCAAUUCGAUGUUUAUAAAAAAGGAUCACCCAGCCUCAUGACUCACGGAGCUUACAGUGUUGUAAGGUGGGGUGGGUGUGGCUUAGAAGGUCGACCAGGUCGUCUACUAAUUAGAAGGUCGAUGGUUCAAUCCCUAGCUGCUCCAGUCUGCAUGUCAAAGAACUGGUAUAAACCCUGAUGUGUGAAUAGAUAGGAAGCACUUAGGCAUGCAGUAAUGGGUGAAUGAGGCUUGUAGUAUAAAGUGCUUUGAGUGCUCAAGGAGAGUAGAAAAGCGCUUCAUAAGUAUGAGGCCAUUUACCAUUUUAAAGCGUGCCCACAGGAAGCAUUACUGAUUUUAUUUGCUUCUUCAGAGGUGAUCGUCAUCAGCAUCACAUCCAUGUCGCACUUCUUACCACUGCUAGCUUGGAAGGCUACAGCGUCGGGAGCUCACUUUUAGAAAGUAAAUGAAUAUAAUCUAAGAUUAAUGAUUUCCAAAAUCUUCACUUAAUCUUUCAAAGCUUAGCAGAGAGCAGAGAUGUUGUUCGCGAUGCCUGUUUUGUUUUUGGAGGCAGUCCCACAAGCACAAAGCAGCUGUAGGCUUCCUGAUGCUGACAGUCCACAGAGUGUUAUGGCUCCUUUAUCCUUUACAGCUGUGGUGGGCUUCAGUGUGUUUGUGGUGACUGUGGUGAAUGUUUCCCUGCUGUUUUUCGAGCUUGAAGGAAGAGCUCUCCAGUCUUUGUCGCUGCUCGUUAUUUCCCACCUCUUUACCUUCUCAGUGUGAGGCCGAGCCGUGCAGCGUUUAGCAGAAGUAUUUAUUAAACCUGUUAGCUGUGUGCAGCGGGGGAGGUGGCUGCCAUUUCCUGCAGUGCUGAAGUCGCACAGGAAUGCAGGAUUAAUGACACCUGUACAGGCUCGAGUCCGCUAACACCCCCUCCGCACAGCACAGCACAGAAACUCUAAUUACAACCUGAGGCUCGGCAUAUUACCGGCAAUAAUUUGCACCAGUAAAAGUGAGCUGGUUUGGAAGUUCAUUCAUUCCGAGGCUCAUGUUAAUGGCUGCUGAGGAUAAUGUGAGAUUUCACCUGUAGUGAUGCACGCCAGCUGGGAGUGGAUGGAUGAAAGGAAAGGCACAGUGAGAGAGUGUGCUGCAAAAAAUCUCCCGAACAAGUCAUUUAGUCUCACACUGAGCUGGAAAGUCAUAAAAUAAAGCAAAAACUGUGGUGAUAUUAUUUUCACCCGGGUCCAUCCCAGUCUGGGAUUUACCUGACAGCUUCUCAGGCAACUGAUUAAAACAUUUACAUUUACUCUGAUGUAUAUUUUCAGGAAGGCUUGUACAACUCCAACCUAGAAUCAAGGUCAGAUGUUGAGUUUUAGUCAAGAGCCAUUUCAGAACAUGCACAUAUUCACCCAGAGGAGAACUACUUCCAGCAAAGUACAACUGGUGGCUGAAAUUAAGCAACAUAUUUUCAGAAUUUACAAGAAAGUCGUUCAGUUUUGUUCAUUUUUCUCAAGGCCCUCUCUUUUAUUUUUAUUCUCUUUUAUUCAUGUCCCCAUAUAAAACUACUACCCAUAAACGCAGACAGUAAGAUAGGCAUUAACCAGUCCAUGUAUGAUUGUCAGUUGCAUCAGAAGAAUCCACAGUCUGUGAGACUCUUGGAUAAUAGAAGCACGGCCACCUCUGUUUGUGUCACCUGGUGCGAAUUUGGAUCAAUUCACAUUUUUGCACAGAGAGAUAAUCACAUAACACAAAAACUCUGCUUUGCAUUUAGUCUGAACACAGCAUAACAUGCACCUUUUUCUUUUUGCAUAAGCAUUUUUGGGCCUGAAGAAGAAAUAGUAAUGCACAUCUACUAGGUGUCCAUAAUUAGAGAUUUAAAAAUAUAAAUCCCUUUGCCUUAACAGCUUCAUCAAAUUAAGACAGAGAAUAUAACUCUUCAUGUCUUCUAAUAAUUGUUGAAAGGUGCUACAAAAUCUGGUAAUGUUGCAAAGACUGGUUAAAAUGAAAAGUGCAUGUGCAGACUCUGCAUCCAAAAACUGAUUUUGAUCUGUAAUCUGAAUACCAGCAGAUUUACCUGACCCACUGGAUUCUGGAAGGAGACAGAUGUCCUUUUGGGCUUCCGUCAGGAAGGGUGUUCAGCAUUACAAAAAUCUAACAAAUGAAACGCGCGGAGCUACUCACUGUGACAAGCCAUUAGGAAAAAGAGAAUAGCUGACAGUAGCUUUAUCUGCAGAUUUGUGAGUCCAUCAAUUAAAAAACAAAAUGUUCAUUUUAAUUAAAAAACCUCUUCAGUUAAUCCUACACAUAUAUAGGACUUAUACAUGAAAGAUAUUAAAUUCUGCUAGAAAGUGAAUCUGCCUCAUGUUGUCAUUUCCAGAACUGCUGCCUUCCAGAAAAAGGCAACAGAUUUGUGACUGUCUCACUCACACGAGCACAAAAGUCUUGAUGAGCCUAAAUGACUAGUCAUUAAUGUUUUGCAGCAUGUGAUAUGAACAUCCUUUUUUCACAAUCAAAGAGGGAACAUCAAAGCGAUGCCGACAAGCUGAGAUGCCAGCGAAGAAAACACGGCAAAUUGGGGCUAUUGGAAGGGUCACGCAGAGGUCGUGUUAUUGUUCUAUUAGGCAAACAGUCGCCUUCACCAAGAGUUUCACAGUGAUUCGUGGCGCUGCCUUUGUGCUGGUGUUUUUGAUGCAUAAUUGCUUCUUAUUGUACAUACAUUUAGCAUUUGGUGUGUUGAAGCUCUCCGUGUGGGGCUGUGUAUGGUUCAAAGCGAGGUUUCUCCGUUGCCUCGACGAUAUUUGAUUUUUGAUUGAUGCAUCUCCCUCUUAAGAACCUGCACACACAGUCAUUGUGUUCUGCAUAUAAGUCAGCCAUCAUUCAACCACCAUUCAGUCCUCACUGUGACACAGAUUUAGAGUUCAUAGGCCCCAGCGCCGCUCCUCGCCUUCCCCAUUCUUCCUCGGGUGAUUUAAAGCUCAGAGCUUGGAUUGAUUAUUUACAGGCCAACCUUAGAGGCCCAUGUUGACUUUCCUCCUUCCUUUUCCCCUUGCCACGCUUCAAAUUCAGCGUGAGUGAGUAAUUAUAUUCUCUUCUGUGAUGCUUACCCACAGCCUGGAUGGGCGAUAAACUCCCAAGUGCCCGAAGUCUUAUGCUGUGCAAGGCAAAGAUAUGGGAGAGGGGGAGAGGUCAUAUAGCAUCGGUAUAACCUCAGCUCUUUCUCAGCAAUUAACCCCAGACAAAGAAAAAUGAACCCUGGUAAUACCUGAUGACCUUUGGUGAACUCUGCUGUCGCUGUUUGUUCUUUAGGCCUCCCGUAGUUUUGCUUGUGCAUUAAAGCAAACACAGGUACUGCUGGCAUGUUUGCACAGUAACAUCAGGCUUACGAUGCUUAUUACAGGCAUGAAGAAAUGUGUCAGGGCUCGAGCGUCCCUAUAUUAGAGGUCCAAAAGUACGUGGACACGUAAAUGUUUGCGUCUUAUUGUUAAACAUGUGAUUACAAUAACAACCCUUGGAGCUGAAAAAUGAAGCAAAGUGUGAAGUGUCAGAACUCCCAUCUUUACUGCAGCCUUGUGGACAGCGUCCUCCAAUUCUAGGGUGAAUUAUUAUUAUUAUCGUUAUUAUUUUAAUAUUAUUAUUAUUUUAAAUUCAUAUGGGUGAGUGGCCACUUUGAUUGACCAAAUUAGCCAUUCAGUACCGGCUAGUCCUCACCUUUGUUAAUCAGAGUCACUAAACUGGACUUCUCAAUUGUAGUUGUGCUGUCGGUGUACUUUGAGCAUUUCUAAUGGGCUUACUGGAUAAAUGAAACAGCUUACAUUGCGAUACAGCCCAUACAAGAAGUCUUUGCUUCCACUGUGAUGUAUGAAUUUCAGUAUUUCAUUAGUAUCUUAGCUGAUGAGUGGGUCUGUGUGUUGAGGUGGAGUGCUAAGUAAUCAGCUUACUAUGAUGCUUCAAAAUGUGGAGCCCACAGCCAAUGGGAGAGGUCAUGGUGGCUACAUCCAUCCACAUGCAGUCGAUUACAUCAUCAUGAGUACCAGCAGAUUUUGGAACCCAGUAACAGAAAUUUGCAGUUGUUUGGUAACGACGCCUGUCAUGUGGUCCAGCUUAUCCCAAAGGUGUGAGCUGUGGUUGCGGACAGGCUCAGGUUACAGCAGAGUGGGAAAACCAUUUUGAGAAAACUUUUCUUCUUCUGUUCUUUUUUCAACUAAAGCACAGAGUCAAACUAUGAAGUUCAAAAAAUCAGAAUAAAUGUGGAUUAGUUCAGUUACAACCAGCCAUACCAUAUAUGGAACAACAGUCAUUUCAGACUUUUUUGCAAUGUUAGGUAAAAACCCCACAUCAAAAGGAGAACCAGCAAGAACUUGGUAACAGUCAGUGUUGGGUGUAACACAUUACUGUAAUCACAUUACAUCUUUCAGUAAUGCAGUAAUGUAAUGUGAGUGUAUGCAGACUCCAGCCCAGCAGCCGGAGACUGAAGAUCAACAGGUAACAGAGGCAGUGAUGAGCAGUCAGGGUUACACCUCAGUUUCUACCUGUUCAUUUUUCUAAACUAGAAUCAUCGUGGGGACGGCUUUAAAGUCUGUUUUCACCUGGUUUCCAUCUUUGCUUUGUGCUGUGUUCAUAUGUAAAUACUGAAGGAUCGUAUAUCCUCAUCAGGAAUAAGGAUUUAUGUCGGUGUGUGGGACUGUAGCGUAAGGUUUACAUUAACUGGUGAUUAUGAGACAAUGUGUUUCAGAUAAUCCUGCAUAGUAACAAGAAAUUAAUAAAUGAGUAGUGUAACAAAUUACUUUCUCUGGUGAGCAUACUGCAUUACUUUUAAGAAACAUGACAAGUAAUGUGUAAUGCAUUACUUUUUUAAGUAAAACAGGGUUCUGGUGAGGAAGGAGAAAUUCUUUUUACCAUAAAGACCCCUGAGCCAACAAAGCCAGGCUCAGGGAAAGGCAGCCAUCUGCUGUGACUGGUUUGGUUGUUAAAGGUCUCUGUACUCCUCUUCUGUGUCCUCACAAACAAGUUUUUUUUUGGGGGGGGGGGCGGGGACACAAUCUAAAACAUUUGCAUGACCAUAAGUGUUUGGUCUCUCAAACAACCACUUCCUGCUCCCUGGUGGAACACGUGAACCCCAAAAUCCACCACCACCCAUCAGCCCCUAGCAGAACUGCUGUCACACACACAGGUGUCUCUGCAUGCAGUGCACUCACAUCCUACUGCCUUUAAAUAGAGGCAGCUGUCCAGUUACAGAAAAAGAGUAUAUCUGUGUUUAUUUCUGAUACUGCCAAAGUAUUGAAUAUUAGAUAUUCCAGAAUAAAUAUAGAUGAUAAAACUUUCAGCUGGGCCUGAGAGAAAGAAAUAAAACAGCAAUUUAAUGGAUAAUCUUUUUAUGGCGCUCGAGUCAGCUGCAGUUCGUCCUUUCAGUCAGCAAACACAGACAUGAGGAGCUUUACCUUAUAAAAAAUCUGAUGCGUUAUCAAAUAUAAGCAUUUCUAAGGGAAAAGAUAUUGAUCAGAAACUGUAUUUGACAUUCAUAGCCGAGUGCAACUUAAUGCAUAUGUAUCUACAGUUUUCUUUCCUUUUUCCGCCUUCAUACUUCUGUGCAGCUUUUACUAAUAAAACGCAGCGAGUUUACUUCUCAAAAUCAUUCGUGGAAACUGUUUUAGAAUUAAAAUGCAGACCUUAAAUUAAAAAUAUGCUUUUUGCAAUUUCAAAAUGUUUUGGCACCAAAACAAAAAAACAUUGGUUUACCCUUGAUGUAUUAUUAACAGCUAAAGUGCCCUACCAUAGUUCGCUUCUGAAACACUUUAUAGACUGAUUUAUGACUCCAACACAUAAACAUCUCCCAGGAACGGUUUAUUUUUAAAAUACACAUUGGUUUACUACUGACAGGCAUUAUUUAUGUAUGAAAUCCACAGCUGUACUUAACAGAAGAGAAAAGUUUGCUUUCUUAAAACGCAGACUGUGUCUCAAGUCGUCAGACUCUUAAAGCUGAACUUAUUUAUAUUCAUUGUUUAAUAAUGACACGCGUCGUUGUGACAUACCUUUGACUUACACGUGUUACCAACUCUCGAACCUUACUCACGUUUUUUUUUCCCACAUGUUUUUGUCAUCAGGGUUAAAAUAUCAGCAAGCUUAAACUCACAACACACACAACAGUGGCUGUUUGAUGCCAGGUUUGGUGCUCUCGCCUGAAGCUUAAAUUCAUCUUAAAGAAGCUGAAAAGAAGCAAUCUAAUGUUCCAAGGCUCAACGUAAGAUAAAGCAGGAUUAUGUUGAACUUUAAAUCAGGAAAAGUCACUCAAAUUUCUACACAAAGAUCAAUGGACAAGCAACAACCAGCUCUUAACUGGAUGUUGUUGCUUUGUACAACAGUCCAGUGUUGUUCAUUAGAGCAGCUUUAGGAGAGUGCAGUUUGAGAUGCAGUCUGUAUUUCCUACUUAUAAAACAUUUUCAUGCACAGCCCUGAUCCAGCUGUGAAACUCUGGUGGUUCCUUUAUGGAUCACGUCUAUAUCUGUGAGUUCAGCUGAACAGUGGAUUCUACAGUUUGAACAAAAGGUGAAUGUUUUUGGUUUCGCUUUGUUCUAAUACACAACGGGAUUGGUUUAAUUCAGCAUUUUUCCCUCCUCGGCCUGACUCUGUCAGCGGUGUCGUGAGUCUGUCGGUAACAUAACGACUCAGUGAAUUCAUCUUUCCUCUCUCUUUCUUCUGUCCACUUAUAUUUAGACGGGAACCACUUUGUGGCUCUCGUGUAAUCGGUGUUUUUAUAUCUGGGGCGUUUGCAUUGAUAAUUGUGUUUAAGUCACAGAAAUAAAAGGCAGCUUUUAUCACAUUUAACUCAAAGGGAAACAAGAGACCUGUGUUUAUUUUUGAAAUUCAAAAAUCAUAACUGCCACAUCUCUGCUUUGCCUGAUCUCUGUUAAGGGUCAGUUUUAGGCUCAAUGUUGACUUUUGUAAACAGCUUUAAAGAGGCUGAACUAAGUGUACUUUAACCAUCAUGACUUUUACCCACUUUGAGCGCCAAAAGCCUGGGUCCUACAUUGAACAUCACUGCAUCAGACUCUAAACUCAUGUUUGAGGUUUAUUUUUGAUGAAAAGACCAUUUGGCCACCAUUUGAACGCCAUCGUCACCACGCUAAUUUGAUUUGCGUGACGGUAGCCGGUGGAUUCUUUGACUUGCACUUCUGGAGUGCAGAAGUCUACAGAAUAAAGGCGGGCGAUCACAUGAGAGCUGCAGACGAGUUCCACAUGAAAUCAUGUGAUAGACUUUGGAGUGGUUUGCUGUUUUUUGGUUGUGUAUUAUACUGAGGCUGGAGUCUCCGCAGUCGAAGCUUCAGCUGAGCAUGAAACAAACCAACUUUAUAAAUAUUAUACAUUUUUGUUGUUGUCACAGUUGUUUUAUCAAUGUUAUGGAAUCAACACUGCUAUAGACAUACUGUAUGAAUAUAAAUGGUUGUUGCUGUUUUCUUACCAGACGCGGCGUGUAAAUGAUGAUGAUGAUAUCUGUUUUCUGAGCAGGCAGACUGGACUCUGUGUUUUCUAUUUCUUUACUCCAUCAUGACUGAAAACCAGACCCGGCAAGCUGAAUGGAGAAUGUGAAAGUUCAGUUAUUUUGCGAUUACACAAUCAAUCAAAUUCAAUGUUGAUUUCCCAAAACAUAAAACAGUUGAUCUCGACAAUAAGACAAGAGCCACGUCUUGGUUUGGGUGAAAUGGAUCUUUGUCGACGGUGCCUGCAGACACCUUUACCAUUAUGCGAUCUCUUUGGUUAAUGCAGCAAAAAAAGGGGAAAAAUACAAAAUUUCAGAAUAAUGUUCCUACUUAUCUCACGUAACUACGUCGAUUUUUCUGGUAGUGAUGAGCAAAGGAUGUGACUUCUGAAGAGAAACUUUCGUUUCGGUCUAAUAGUAAACAGAAUUUCUUGGAGCUCCUAAAGUGCUAAUCUGUGCUUUUUAUGUGUGUUAUUUUGUGUGCUGAAAUUAAAAGGACUUUAAGGGCUCCAUUAAAAUUCUUUGAAGAAAGAAAUUAAUCAGUUUAUAAUCACUUCUUUUGAUGUCAUUUAUUUAUCUCCCAGAGAUAUGUGAUGGUUACAAAAAGAAGAAAAAGAGAAGAAAUCGGGACCGCAAAACAGCCAGUGAAAAAAUAACUACAACAAGGUUAUCAUCAUCACACAAAGUGAUGUCAGUGGAGAGGGUUUUUUUGAGAAAGGCAAAGUUAUUUAUUCGAGAUGUGAUUGUGAGAAUUGUUUAGGGUCCUGAAAUUAUUUUGUUGUAACCUUGGAGGUAAAAAUCCCAGAAAAAAAAAUCUAAACGGUGGCAUUGGGCUUCCUUGUGUGAAGGAUGGAGUAAAGAUUCAUAUCGUUUUAGAAGAGAAGAAAACAGCAGGACAGAACCGCCGAAUCACUUUUCGUCUUUACAGGAAGUCCACGUUUGUAGCCUAAUUGUUGGUUGGUUAUAUUUAUAUAGGAAAAAUGCUAGUGAUGCCUUGUUUUUUGUACAGUUUUAUGUACAUGCAAGUGUAGGUUUUUAAAAAAAAAAAUGACAAUAAAAAAUAUAUAUAUAUUCAAACAACAUGAAGGAAGUCUGACCUUGAACCUGUAGGAUUAUAUCGUCUCAAGUACCGUAGGCUCUAUUAAAUGUAGGAGUGAUGCGUCAGGCUCAGAGCGGAGGAUGGCAGUGCGCCUCCUCCAGUCACCCGUCUGCUUUACCGCUUUCUGUUCUCUCAUGUUCGUCUCAGCCGAGUCUUAAGACAAACUGUACAUGAAUUUUUGUUGUUUUCGGUCUUUUAAUUUUCUUGGAGGAAGUUGGGUAAUGUGUUUGUUUGAGCCUCAUCUGUUCUCUUUUGAUCAACAUUCGCAUGUUUGAAUUUGAAAAAAAAAAUGUGGUCUUUUAUUUUUGCUGAGCAAAUCAAAGAAAUGAUAUCUUGUAAUUACUCCUUCCUUAUAGCUUUACAAUAAAAUACA
Oreochromis aureus is the source of this 11717-nucleotide messenger RNA. Its product is annotated as protocadherin-9-like. Lineage: Eukaryota; Metazoa; Chordata; Actinopteri; Cichliformes; Cichlidae. The record is from RefSeq and is a predicted model, not a curated record. Bases 1 to 684 code for a protein of 227 amino acids. The transcript is spliced from 3 exons.